AUGCGGUCGCUAAGUCUACUACCGGCAUCGUUGCUGGCCCUCGUAGUUACCGUCGCCGCCCAGGACACCAAGACGCUGGACUCUGGCCUCAUUGUCGAAACCACAACCGCAGUGACAUGUUCCCGCCCCAGCAAAAGCGGCGAUAGGAUAAGUGUCAACUAUCGCGGUACACUACGAGAUACUGGCGUUCUCUUCGACGAGUCUUACAAGCGUGGCCAACCAUUCACUUUCAACCUAGGCGCUGGACAAGUCAUAACAGGAUGGGACGAAGGAUUGCAGGAUAUGUGUCCUGGAGAGGGGAGGAAGUUGACGAUACCACCGGAGUUGGCGUAUGGUAGUCGUGGGGCUGGCGGGGUGAUUGGACCUGGUGCCUGGCUGGUUUUUGAAACCGAGUUGAUGGAUAUUGUUGGUGUGAAGCAAGAGAGUCUGAAGUUUGCGAGCACUACGGCGACAGCCACGGCUAUGGCUACGGAGACGGACGGGGCAUUCAGUAUAGCUACGGCUCCUGCUACUGCACCACAGGAAGAGGACAAGCCGGAACUGGAGGCUACCCCUCUGGAGCCCGAAGUCACAGAUCCGAUAUCUGCACAAGAGGGCGAGCAAGCAGAGUGCCAUCUUCUCGGCCCAUUCGCCUUACUCGUACAAGCUGCGCUAGGUGGCAUGGCCAUCUUGUCACUGGUCUGGAAACGCUAUCGCGAGACGCCUAAGCGACCCUGGAAGAUCUGGUUUUUCGAUGUCUCGAAGCAGGUCACGGGUAGCAUGCUCACGCACACUCUCAACCUCGCCAUGUCCAUGCUUUCGAGUGUAGACAUGGUCAAUGCGGCGAAGAAGGCAGGUGCAGAGGGUGCGAAGAACGAUCCCGAGGGCAGGAUGCCGAAUCCUUGUUCGUUCUACCUCCUGAAUUUGGCUAUUGAUACCACAAUCGGUAUCCCGGUUCUCUAUGUCCUUCUUCAAGUACUCCAUGCGGGCUUCCUCCGCACGCCACUAGCCACACCACCAGAGAGCAUAAAAAGCGGCAACUACGGCCAGCCACCUAGAGCCCGCUGGUGGGCGAAGCAACUCCUCAUCUACUUCCUCGGUCUUACGGGCAUGAAACUAUUCGUCUUCUUCCUCUUCGCCGCCAUGCCCUGGCUUCCCUGGGUAGGCGACUGGGCCCUCCGCUGGACAAAAGGAAACGAGGCGCUCGAGGUUACAUUCGCCAUGUUCAUCUUCCCGUUGGGAAUGAAUGCGAUACAGUAUUGGAUCAUCGAUAACUUCAUCAUGGAUAAGAAGAAGGAGAGUAAGGGUGGGUAUGAAGCUGUGGGCGAAGACGAUGACGAUGAGGAGGGGCGGAGGGAAGCUGAUGAGCAUGGGAGUGUUACGGAAGUGGGUGAUGAUGUUGAUGCGCUUGGGAAGCAGCAGGUGGAGGAUGCGCCGUUGACGGAGGUCAAUCCUACGCCUAUUAAUACUGAGAGAGGGGAGGGUAGUGGGAAGGGUACGCCUGUUUCUGAGACGGAAAGUGGUGUACGAGAGCGAAGAUGA
Recurvomyces mirabilis is the source of this 1521-nucleotide messenger RNA. RefSeq lists its product as uncharacterized. The transcript has 2 exons. Gene Ontology annotation, molecular function: peptidyl-prolyl cis-trans isomerase activity. Gene Ontology annotation, cellular component: membrane. The record is from RefSeq and is a predicted model, not a curated record. The coding region runs from base 1 to 1521 and encodes 506 amino acids. Lineage: Eukaryota; Fungi; Ascomycota; Dothideomycetes; Mycosphaerellales; Teratosphaeriaceae.